AUGUCUUGUCAGAUCUGCAACGAGGCCCCGUUCAAAUACAAAUGCCCCCGCUGUGGACUCAAAUACUGCUCGCUUAAAUGUUACAAAUCCGAAAAACACCAGGAUCCAGAGACAACAACAGCGCCCCAGCUGAAGCCUCUAAAGCAUCUGCCCAAGGUGGAUGAUCCGGAGCUCCAGAAGCUGUUGGACUCGCCAGAGUUUGUGCAGUACUUGAAAGAGCCCGUGAUACAGCUCAACAUACGAAUAAUCAACGAGAUUCUCAACGACGUGUCGAUAACACAGGAGUACAAUACAGAGGGACGGACAGAAAUAGCUACACGCAAAAUCAGCAAUCUACGCAAUAAAGGGCUCGAACAGAACGCCGCAUUCGACGAGUUCUGCAACCUGGUGUUGAAUUUGCUUGAUAAUGAGAAUGACAACCCUGUGUUAUAA
This is a messenger RNA of Ogataea parapolymorpha DL-1, 432 nucleotides long. RefSeq lists its product as uncharacterized. The transcript is spliced from 2 exons. Gene Ontology annotation, biological process: snoRNA localization; maturation of LSU-rRNA from tricistronic rRNA transcript (SSU-rRNA, 5.8S rRNA, LSU-rRNA); box C/D snoRNP assembly. Gene Ontology annotation, cellular component: pre-snoRNP complex; nucleus. The record is from RefSeq and is a predicted model, not a curated record. NCBI's taxonomy places the organism in Eukaryota, Fungi, Ascomycota, Pichiomycetes, Pichiales, Pichiaceae. Bases 1 to 432 code for a protein of 143 amino acids.